This is a messenger RNA of Diorhabda sublineata, 2123 nucleotides long. RefSeq lists its product as uncharacterized. Gene Ontology annotation, cellular component: membrane. The transcript has 8 exons. Lineage: Eukaryota; Metazoa; Arthropoda; Insecta; Coleoptera; Chrysomelidae. The record is from RefSeq and is a predicted model, not a curated record. Bases 96 to 2021 code for a protein of 641 amino acids.
UUUAUCUUGCUGGAACAUCCGUUGGAUAAACUGAAAUUUUAAUACGACUCAGUUCUUAGCAAGGUUUUAAAAAUUACAGAUUUGUAAAUUCAACAAUGCCGCCCAGUUUUAUACGUAUUUUUUGUUAUUUAGGAAUUUUCAGUGAAAUAUUUUUAGUUCCGGUUUUUUCGAGUAUAAUAACUUGUCCUAAAAUUCAUCUUGAAAAUGGUACUGUAAAAAGAAGAAAUAGAGGAAAAGUGGUACGGUUUUUCUGUUUACGAGGCUAUUUAUUAGCUGGAGAAAGAUACAGUACAUGUAUCCGUGGGAAAUGGGAUCCGGAACCUCCCAGAUGUGUUCGUCCAACUUGUAAAGCUGUCAAUCAAAAACCUGGUAUCGAAAAUCUUCUAAUCUAUCCAACACACAGUGGCGCCGUUCAACAUUUUUUUUGUAAAGCUGGGUAUAAGCUAAAUGGAGCACAUGAUGUUUAUUGUGAUGGCGAUAAAUGGAGUGAUAAUAUGCCAACGUGUUUAGCUGUAAAUGAGAAACCUAAAUUAAGUUGUGAUUUUGAAACGACCGAUUUAUGUGGUUGGACACAUGAUUUGAAUCAUGAUUUCGAUUGGCGAAGAGAAAAUUUCAAAACUCCGAGCGGAAAUAUAGGUACAGGACCAAGUUUCGAUCAUACAAAAGGUCCAGGUCAAAAUGGUUAUUACAUGUACAUUGAAUCAUCGUCUAGAACGGAAAACGAUACGGCGAGAUUGAUUUCCCCCGUAUAUGAUACUAUAAACGAAGAAAUUUGUUUCGAAUUUUAUUAUCACAUGUAUGGCGCUACUAUUGGCACUUUACGUGUUUAUUUGAAAACAAUUAAUCAAAGUUGGAAUUUACAACCGGAUUCGGCGUUUUUCGUCAAAAAAGGAAAUCAAGGAAACAUAUGGUAUCGAAGUUAUCACUAUUUGGGAAAUAUAACGAAUUCUUUUCAGAUAGUAAUAGAAGGUAUUAGAGGAAAUGGUUACGUAAGUGAUAUAGCUAUAGACGACGUUAAAAUAAUUCCUGGUUGUACAGCCGAAGACGAGACAACUACCAUAUUAGACACAAGUACUUACAACGAACUAUUUCCGACAAUUGACAGUUGUGAGAAUCGAUGUGAUCAAAAAGAAAACGAAUCGAGUAGUUUCUAUCAUUUGAGAUGUGAUUGCGAUCAAGAUUGUGGCGAUAAUAACAGAUGUUGUCCGGAUUUCUUCGAUUUUUGUUCAGGAAUUUCUGACGAUGGGGAAACCUCGACGACAGAUGUCUUAACAACGGAAAUUCAUACAACUAAAGCAUCGUUGCCAAAUAGGCAUGUCGAAACAACGGUAUUAGUAAAUAAAUCCACUACUGUAUAUUUAUUUCCCACUACAAAACCUACAAAAAAACUUACGACAUAUAUCCCAAAAAUUCCGAAAACCACAAAAAAACUUACAACUUAUAUACCUAAACUUCCGAAACCCACUGUAUAUCUGAAAACUCCUCCGCCUCCGGUGAUAUUCAGAAAAACAACAUCGACUCGAAAACCUCCCUCUACAAAGUCUACAACGUAUAUUCCUGCUAAAACUUUGCCGCCAACUCCCACUAAGCAAUCCGUAACUUUGGAUAUCGUCGACGUCGUCGAUUCCGAAUUGAACGACGAGAUCGACGUCCCGAAACCGACGAAUAACGACGAACCCCUUUACGAGGGUAUAAGCGUGUCGAAAGAAUACAUGUCGGACGAAAUCGAAAACGGCGACGAUGCUCCUUUCACCAGCCACUUCGACGAAUCUCACAAACUCUUCAGUCAAGUACAAGAAAAACAACCGAAUACUCAUUUAGUUAUUAUCUCGAUCGGUAUAUGCGCCGCUAUAAUUGUAACUAGUGCGUUAGUUUUCGUUGCCGUCAAAAGAUAUCGCUCGUCGAGAAGAAUAAUUCAUUCGUCGAACGGCGAAAGUCAAAGUGAUGUCAGAUAUUUGACAAGCGAUGACAUUCUCGAUCUGUCUAUAGCUAACAAUUAUGAAGAAUUAUUGUUAAGUUAAUUGAGAGUUCUGUAUUUUUAUUUCAACUAUUAUUGGCUGAUAAUAAAAUAAAAUUUUUAUCUUGAAACGUUUUUGUUUUAUUCACGGGCUCUAUUCUUUGUU